This is a messenger RNA of Solanum pennellii, 788 nucleotides long. RefSeq lists its product as uncharacterized. The record is from RefSeq and is a predicted model, not a curated record. The transcript has a single exon. The coding region runs from base 97 to 636 and encodes 179 amino acids. Lineage: Eukaryota; Viridiplantae; Streptophyta; Magnoliopsida; Solanales; Solanaceae.
CCCAAAUAAUUCUGGUCCACACACCUAAUCACACCAUUUGUAUUUGUAUUUGUAUUAUACUCCAAUCUCCCUCUCUAAACUGUAACCAGAAAAAUCAUGUGGGCCUCGAUGAGCCUUUCACUUGCCGCUCCGGCACCAUUCGCCACCACUACACCGGCGGCGAAUUGUCUUACGGCCGGAGCUCCGAGGAAGUUUCAGCUCUACUCGCAGCUUAGAAACCUCGAUUUAGCAUAUACGGCGGAGCAAAAGCAGCAAAUUCAGAAGAAAUCGCAAACAAAUCAUUUAGGUUAUACGGCAGAGCAGAAGCAGAGAUUUUGGAAGAAAUCACAAACAACGAACAUACAACAAGCAGAAGAAGAACAAGUACAAGUAGAUUUAAAGGAUGAAGAGAAGAAACUGACCGGAUUUGACGUAUUGCAGGCACUUGAAAAAGCAACGGCACGGAAAAUGAAGAAAAAGAGAAAUGGAAGAGAUGGUUCACUGUUAAGUAGUAGUAGAAAAGUGAGUGAACAAACAGCAGAGGAUGAAGCUACGGCGGAUUACGGUAGCAAAAUUGUUCAACCAUUGAGCAUAAGAGAAGAUUGGGGAACUCGUUUGGAUGAACUGGAAAGAAGACUUGAACAUACAAUAGCUUGAAUAGCACAAUAAUACUAAACAUAGACACUAAAAAAAACAAUUUUAUUGUGUUUUUAGCUUAUUACUCCCUCUAAUUUUAUACUUAUAGUGAUACUAUAGUUUGCAAAUGGAACUUGAACUAUUCAAAAUUUCAACAAUGUGAUAUCCGUUUA